Molecule: messenger RNA, 3828 nt
Organism: Cydia fagiglandana
Lineage: Eukaryota; Metazoa; Arthropoda; Insecta; Lepidoptera; Tortricidae
Gene: cyst
Product: rho guanine nucleotide exchange factor 18
Exons: 32
Coding region: 7-3828 (1273 amino acids)
Biological process (GO): regulation of Rho protein signal transduction
Molecular function (GO): guanyl-nucleotide exchange factor activity
Source: RefSeq, a predicted model, not a curated record
GAGGCAAUGCCGACCAUCAGCGUCACGCCGUACAGCCCGGGCGUGCUCGACGACAGCCUACAACAGCUACGCCAGCUCCAUGCGGCCGUGCAACGUAUGCGCGCCGCGCCGCUCCCGCUUAUGCAAGCGGGCGGCAUCAGUCGUCUCAGCACAUCAUGCCCGUCACUUUGCAAAGAUGGCGGCGAUCCAGACUGCUGCUCACCCACACACCUGGACUUGUACCCACACAGCCGUAAGGGCAGCGGCGAGUCCCGAUCCUGGGGCCUGUGGGACAGGCGGGAGGAGGGCCGGCGGAGCUCCUGGGCGGCGUUGGAGCCCAACGCGCGCCAGCCCGAUGCGAGCCGUCAGCGCAGUACCCUUAACGGUCACAGCGCGUCGCUGUCAUCCAUGGAGUCGGAGGGCGAGCCCCGCGCGCGGCACUCCACGCACUCGCUCAACGACAACGACCUAGCCAAAGACUUCGAGAAGGUGACGGCGGCGCUCCGCGCGGGCACCACCGUGGCGGAGGGCGCGCGGCUGGCGGCGCGGCUGCCGCUGCAGAAGUCCGUGUCCACGCCCAGCAUCGUGGCCGCCGUGCAGCCCGCGCAGCCCCCGCCCGCCAACAACAUCUUGUCUGGCGGCGGUGCGAGCGAGACGGAGAGCGACGAGGACGCGUCGGCGGCCACGGUCGGGGCUACCACGCAGUUACCGGGGCGAAGAAACAACACACACCAAGAGCAUUUGGGCUUGCAUCGGUUGGCGUUCUUGGAACAAGCGGCGUAUGACCACCAUGCAGAAAAGCGGCGGAAAAGAGGCAGUUUGUUUUUCAGGAAAAAGAAGGACAAAUCGCGCAAGGCCGCUCACGCGUGGCAGUCGGCGACGUCGGCCGCUGACUGCGAUUGGUGCGGCCGAGCUCUGACAGACAAGCCCGCCUUCUACUGCGAACAUUGCACCAUGACAGUACACCAAAGCGUGUGUAAAGACUACAUUGUUGAAUGCAACAAACCAAAAUCAUCAAAGACCUCCGUCGGCAAAUCCUUGAGCGCGGCAAGUGGUAAAAGUAGCAAGAGGAGUUCGGUCUCUAGCCAGUCACAAAACCCAAACAGCACCGGCCACGUGUGCAAUGACGACAAAGACUCCGACCACAAGCACGACCAAAGCAAUGCAUCAGACGACGCAGGAGCGUCAGAGUGGCCGGAGGCCUACUUGACACCCGAUCUGUUGGGUGAAGAGGCAAUUUUACUAGGCCUGGGUGCCUCAGAGCCCGACACAUGGGCUGCGGGCGCUCCGAAGGGGCUGGCUAAGGCCAUCGGAGAUCGGGAGACGAAGAGACAGGAGCAUAUAUACGAGCUGAUAUUGACUGAGAAGCACCAUUGCCUUACGAUAAGGCUGAUGCAAAAGAUGUUCGCAGAAGGCAUGCUCCGAUUCCCCGGCAUAAGCUCGGCUCAAGUAUCCCGAAUGUUCCCCUGCGUAGAAGAGCUAUGGACGUUACACGCGGCCUUACUAUCUCGACUACGAGCGAGGCAACGAGCGUCAGCGCAGAUAGCGUCGGUGGCUGAUAUACUGGCUGACACCUUCGCUGCCCCGGCCAGGCACCGACUAAAGGCUGCUUAUGGUGAAUUCUGUUCCCGACAUCGCGACGCGGUGGACGUGUUCAAAGAGUGCUGCGCGCGGGAGCCCCGACUAGCGCGGUUCAUACGCAAGUGCCAACAGAACCCUUUGCUUAGGAAGAAGGGUGUCCCAGAGUGCGUGUUAUUCGUGGCACAGAGGCUCACCAAAUAUCCCCUGUUAUUGGAACCUUUACUGAAGACGGCAGGAGAUGAUAUCAACGAGAGGGAACUCCUGCAGAAAGCGCUGUGCGGCGUUAAGGAAAUUUUAGUAGACGUGGACAACCAGGUGGCAGCGAAAGAGCGAGAAGACAGAAAACUGGAGAUUUACCACCGGAUCGACGCGAAGUCGUUCGCCAACUUCCGCGGGCGCAAGUUUAAGAAGAGCGACAUACUGCAAGGGAACAGGAGUCUUAAGUUCGAAGGGGUAGCGACAUUAAUGCAGGGUCGCAGCAAAAUGCAGACGCUCCUAGUGAUCGUAUUGACUGAUGUCCUGUUCUUUCUGCAUGACAAUAACAACAAAUACACAUUCUUCACACCCGACAAUAAGACUGGAGUGGUAUCGCUAGUAAAACUGCUAGUUCGCGAGAAGGCAGGCGCCGAAGGCCGGGGGCUGUACCUGAUUUGCAGCGGGCCCGCCGAGCCUGAGAUGUUCGAGCUGCGGGUACACCGGCCCAAGGACAUCCACGCGUGGAUACACAAUAUCAGGUUGGCGGUAUCGCAGUGUCCGUCGGAGGUGGAGGACACGGAGGGCGCGCACGCGUCCGCCGAGGAGCGCCAGCGCGCGCUCGACGCCCGCCACGAGAGCAUAAGACUGAUCACUGAUGAGACUCCAUGGUGGCAAAUAGAAGAGGCGUUGCGUGUGAAGGACAGAGAGCACGCGACACUGCUAGAAGAGAAAAUGGCACUGCACAUGAAAAUGGUGGGACACACGGGCACCUCGACGUUAGACGUGCCCAGCUCAGGUGUGAAUACAGUAUUUCCCGGGGGCUUGGUGUUCCCCGACUAUGUGCGGCUAGCAGCCCCACAGCCAGACACGCACGCGCUAUGGCAGGAGGUGUGCCGCGUCGUCAAGGACGCGCUGGAAGCAUCGAGCGGUGCUUGGAGCGGUAGCAGCGCUUUAGGACGAAGUACGAGCUCAGCGGGCGAGCGACAUUCGUGCGCCUACGAAAGCCCCGCGCUACCGAGGCGGGCGGAUACCUUCGCCGGCUUUGAUGCCACCACGAACCGACACAGAGGCGUCAACCUCCGGUUAUCAACGGACACGCCAGAGGAGGUGGAAGGCGAGACGGAGCCUCACGAGCCCCACGAAGCGCACGACAGACCGCGCGUCUACGAGCAGGCGGGCGGUGACAGCGCGCUCAAACUGCAGCACGCUGUAUACACGCUCACCUGCAUCGUGUGGCAGCAGCUCACCACUAUACACAGCCUGGAAGCGCAAGUGAUGGCGUGGCGGGCGGCGCCGGGCGGCGGCGGCGCGGCGCGCGGGCACGAGGCGCAGCUGGAGGAGCUGCGGCACCUGCAGGCGCGCCUCACCGCCGACCGCGCCGCCUGGGAGCACUCCCGAGCACGAGACCACGCCAACAUCGCCGACGAAAAGCGGCAGCUCCAAGCGGCGCGGGAAGAGUUACUAGAACAGCAGAAAGACGUCGAACAGCAACGGGAGAGGCUCUUCAGGCGUCUCGAGAGGCUGCAGCAACACGGCGGCUCGCAGGAGGAGAUUGCUAGCGUGGGCACCUUGUCGCCUGAUUCCAGUGUCAGCGAUACCACGAGGCGGAAAGAACCUAAGUGGCGGAACAGUCGCGGCUCGACCGGGUCGGAGGGUGCGCCGCCGCCGCGAGCCCUGCCGCCGCCGCAGCUCCUGUCGGCGCAGAACGAGAGUCGCGCCACUGCUGCCAUCUCCCAAAUGGUGAUAAAACAGCAGUUACCACUAAAGCUAGCGAGUGGCAAGUCACAGCAGCCGCCGCCCGGUUACCACCGCCUACACGAGUCCCCGAGCGAGCAUUCGACGGGGCUCGUGAUUCACCACACGCGCACCGGCAGCUCGCCCGCGCCGCUACCUACGCAACCGCCGCUCAAUAAUAAGGCUACCAGAACAAACACAUACCCCAAGCUGCCGGACAAGUUCCGCGUACGCACGCCGGACGCCCACUCGGCGCCGGCGGGUGCGGCGGGUGCGGGGGGUGCCGGGGGUGCCGGGGGUGCGGGCGGCGCGGGGGAGGAGGAGGUGCUCUACUUCUGA